AUGGGAGCUGAUAUCCCUGGAAUUAACACGAGCUUCAAUCUCACUCAUAACGACUCUUCGAGGAUCAGCAGCACUGGUGCUGCCUUUUCGGGAUUUGUCAUGGUGAUCCUGGCUGUGCUUAUGGUAACUCUGGUAGUUGUAGUCGUAGUUGGGAACGCACUGGUCAUCCUCGCUUUCAUAGUGGACAAGAGCCUGCGAAACCAAAGCAACUAUUUCUUCUUGAACCUUGCGAUAUCAGAUUUUCUUGUAGGGGCCUUUUGCAUCCCGGUCUACAUCCCGUACAUUCUAACUGGGCGGUGGAUGUUCGGGAGAGGACUGUGCAAAUUGUGGCUGGUCGUAGAUUACCUGCUGUGCACCGCCUCGGUCUUUAACAUCGUUCUCAUAAGCUACGACCGCUUCCUCUCCGUCACCAGAGCUGUCACUUACAGGGCUCAACAGAGCAUGACCAGUCUGGCUGUGUGGAAGAUGGUCGCCGUGUGGGUCCUGGCAUUCCUCUUGUACGGCCCGGCCAUCAUCUUCUGGGAGUUUGUGGUGGGGAGUAGCAACGUGCCGGACGAUGAAUGCUUUGCAGAGUUCUACUACACCUGGUACUUCCUGCUCUGCGCCUCCACCUUUGAGUUCUUCUCCCCCUUCAUUUCGGUGGCCUUCUUCAACCUCAGCAUCUACCAGAACAUCCGGCGGAGAAACAAGAACCGGGCCAUCCACAUGAAGGAGCGCGGCAGCCAGCCCCAGCCCCAGGGCUCCUCCGUGUUCUUCGUCAAGACUCGCAAGGUGUGCUCCGGCGAGCCCGCCGCUGCCGUCGCGUCCGCCAUGGUGGAGGUGGACGAUCAGUUCCCCUCCUCCAGCUGCCCCAGCCACCACACCUUCGUGCCGAAGAAGAAGAAGGGGGGGUCUGGCAAGCGGAGGUCCGUCGGCUCUCACUCCCGCGGGGCCGGGAGCGGGGCCCGCGGCUCGGCCGCCAAGAGAAUCACGCAGCAUUCGCGUCUGUCCCGGGACAAGAAGAUCGCCAAAUCGCUGGCCAUCAUUGUGUGCAUCUUCGGGGUCUGCUGGGCACCAUACACUCUUCUGAUGAUCAUUCGGGCAGCCUGCAGAGGGCACUGUGUAGAUUACCACUGGUACGAAAUCACCUUCUGGCUCUUGUGGCUGAAUUCAGCCAUCAACCCAUUCCUGUAUCCUCUCUGCCAUGGCAGUUUCAAAAGAGCUUUCAUUAAAAUAUUGUGCCCCAAACGGCAGUCCGUACAACCUCAGAUUGUAACUGAGUCCUGACAGUGACAAAAAAAAAAUAAAAACUAAAAAAUAUUGCAAUGAAGUCUCUCUGAAGAGACUUGGGAGGCUGGGAGGACUGAUGUUAAGGAAGUUUACCUUGGACCAAAAGCACAAUGUAUAGUAUAUGGGGGCUGACCCCAUGCUGACUCAGACCCCUUUUUUUUUUUUUACAACAUUCAUGCUUCCGAUGUGUUUGUUUUAAGCUUGAAUAAUUUUCAUUGUAAAAUGGACACAGGGUAUUUCACGUAAAAUGUGUUUAUAUUGAAUAUGUAUUUUUCUCUCAUUUCACGUAAAACGUGUUUAUAUCGAAUAUCUAUUUCUCUGAAAGAUUUCCUACCAAGGCAAUUUAGUAGAAAGUGAUGGAUGUUAAAUUUAACUGAAUCAGUCUCCUCAAAGUGGACCAAAUCAUAGUGCAUACAAGGGCAAAGGAUUUUUUUUUUUUUCAUAUGCUGUUUUCUCUCAUGUGCAAAGGCAUUGAUAGAUGCAAACAAUUACUUUGUUCAAUUACAACGUUUUGCGGGCUAAACUAUGAAUGUGAACUGAUUACAUUAAAAAAUAGGGUGUAAAAGAUGUUCAUCGCAGAGAUUUCAAAGGAGAACAUCAUAAACAUGACGAAUAUAACAAGAAUAGUACAUCCGUAUAUUUAGUGCUGGUAAACCAAAGGGCAAAGCAGGUCCACAUUGAUUUGUUGAAUGUUUUUCAGAAUUUGCUUUUUUGCUCACCAUCUGUGCCAUCAGCUCAAUAAUUUUCUAUGUCUAUCAAUGUGACAAAAACACUUAAAGUCCAGGGCAAAGUGAGGCACAGCUGAGUCACACCUCUUUGGAUGAUAAUUACAGACAAUACUAUGGCACAAAAGGAUAAUGCGUCAAGUCCAAAAGAGAAAUGCUUUUUGAGUCCACGUGUUUGUGGGCUCUGAACAGGUGUGAAUGCAUGCCACCUUGUACCUACUUCGGUUUCAAAAUGAUACUGCUGUCCUAAUUUUAGCUACCGUCUUUCUGGAGUCCUUGUAAAUUGCUCUUGCUGUGGUACUGUUGUCACGUUGAUUUGGAAGACAAUCUAGUGUGUCUCAGCAUGGCAUUGUAAUUUUGAUUCAGUAGUGAUACCACUUGCUUUUCACUCCAUGAAAGAUCGCUGGUGCCAUUUUCCAAAAAUCAUUGCAUUGCCUGGAGAAAAGAAAGGAACCCAUAGACAUUUAAGAUGCAUUCUCUUCAGAAUUUGAUGCACAUUCAAAAGUAGUUCUGGUAGGCCUGGUCUCAAACUUCAGACACUGCAUUGAGCAAAAUUCCUGAUAGGUGGGUGUUAAACUCUAUCACUUUUGGUUUCAAAUAUAAUUCCCAACUUGAAUUCAUAGAUUUCUACACUGGAAUACUAUGCUUUCUCCAGCCAUCACAUGCAGCUCAUUGCAAGUCAGUUAUUUGGAGGAUAACUAUGGUCUAUGGCAUUACAAGCAGUAAACAUUGUUUCAGAGUGUGGUCAUUGCAACAGAGGCUGUUGUCUGUUUUGUAUUCUACUCCUCCUCCUCCUCCACCCUCCUGGGUCCUUAGCUGGAUAGCUCACUCUUCACUGCCUAUUAAUACCAGCCAAUCGAUGUGACACAUCAGUAGUGCAUGCCCAUAACUAUCAGCCUUGCUAAUACAUAAACCAGUUAAAUUAGAACAACCAGAAUGUAGUCUUAUUAGUAACUGAUACUCCUGCAUACUCAUUAUGUUAUGAAGGCUAAAAUGAUACCCGUGUUGAGGGUUAUAUCACCAGGUAACACAAAUGAAGACUUUACUUUGUUUUCCUCAGUGAGGAAAACACUGAACGAACCUUCCUAGUGUGAUGUGUGAUUAUACUUUGUUAUGGAAUUAUGGGAGUGAAUAUACAAUGCAGAAACCUACUUUAGGUCAUCAAUUUGUUUGACAGCACAAGGAGCGCCAAAUCCAUGUUGCUUUUCAUCCCAUUUUUGAACUUCACUUGUGGCCAUUGAGGAAAAGCAAUACCUAGGUUGACUCUGGUUUUUGAACAAGCCCAGGUUGUUGUUUAGCUUCACUGUACUUGUGCUUCCUCUCCUCUGCCAUUGCAGUAAAUAGCUACAAAUGCUCUGCUGAAUCAUGACCCCAUGCCAUGGGCUUUGUAGCCAGACCCUCCUCUCCCCACACAGAAAAGCGGCAGAGGAGCACGGAUUCGGGAAACGUGUACAAAUACAGAGACUGCCAGUGCAUCAUAGAUAUGACUGAACAUCAAUCCAUCCACCCAUCCAUUAUCUAUACCCGCUUAUUCCUUGUCAGGUUCAUGGGGGGUGCUGGAGCCUAUCCCAGCAUGCACUGGGCGAGAGACAGGAAUACACCAUGGACAGGAGGCCAAUCUAUGACUGAACAUGGUUAUUUAAUAUUUUCAAGGUAAAAAUCCUACAUAGUACACUCCUGGUAAAAAAGGGCCAUAUUUUAUAUAUAAAUAAUAUUAUAUAUAAAUAAAUAUUCAUAAUGAAUAUUUCUUCCAUUGAGUUCAACAGGAAUAUUAAUCAGGAGAAACAAUGCUUGUAGUAUCUGCUGCAUAUCUGGCAGCAGCAUAGUGGUUUGAGGCUCAUUUGAUGCCUUGGACCCUUGAUGACUUAAAGCCAUUUAGCCAACAAAUGUGUUCCAUACUGUAUCAGCAUAAUUUACAGCUGAAUCUAGUCCCACCCCCCAAUUCCCAUAGAGAUCCAUUCAAAUACAAAGUGUUUUUAUAUCGCUUGUAGGACAUCCUGAAAAUAAGAUAUCCAGACUCUGAUGGUGUUGAUAGGUCACAGACAUCAGGAAGUCGUGGCAUGCAAAUGAUAUGCAACCAAAUACAAAACAUGACUCUUAUUUGACAUUAUAUGUUAAUCUGUCUACUGUAUAACUGAAUUUCCCUGUUUCUAGCUUUUCUCCAAACAGUUCACUGCAGCAAAAGUAAACAAGCAAAUGUUGGCACAGAAGGUCUCAGGAGUGCAUUUGUUUAAUUCUUGCUAAUUUUCUGACCAAUGAUUUGUUGCAAUUUUGGGCUUGGCCCAUUUUUUUUGCCCAGGAGUGUACUCUUAUAACAAUAUUGUUUUAGGGUACUUGCAACAAUCCAGAGGUCAGGUUGGAAUGCCUAAUUGUUUAUUCAUAUUCACAUUUAUUAGAGAAUCAGGAGUGGGAAAAAUGUGUGACUUAUGUUCUCUCAGAAAUCGCACUGGCUACACGAGCAACCAUGAUGUUUUAGUAUAGAAUCUGGGGGUUCCGAGUUUUGUUUUUGUGCAAUAUGCCUUUUUCAGCAGAUUCAUACACUAAUAGCCAGAAAUAAUGGUAAAGAGCAUAAAAUUACAUUAAAGGUCCAGGAAACAAAAAUCUGAAUUGUUUGCUGAUGUCUUGUUUUAUUUUUUGCAUUCACAAAUGGGCGAAAUAUUUUAAAAAGGUCCUUGGAAAAAAAACAAAAAAGCCUGAGCUAAAAUUGGCUUGCUUUCCCCUAGGCUAAACACCAGGUUUUCAGUGGACAGGGUUAACUUAGUUACAUAACAAAAACCUUAAAUCCAGUGAAAUCCUUUCUACGUGUAAAAUGUAAAUGAGGCUCUUGCCAGUUUUGUGCAGGUAAGGCAAGCUAAGUUGAAAAUGCCUAAGCAUUGCCCCUUCUCUGGAUGCCGAGAAAGAAACACACUUUUCUUUUCACAAAAAUGGAGACAUGCUGGAAAUGGGUUUUAUUUCUGGAGCCCACAGGAACUGCAAUAUAACAGUAACUCGCACAGUUAAUAUUUGCAGUGCCCAUUUUUGCCUGGAACUUACAUGGUGGAUCGUAAAUAGGCCAACCGUUAGCUAUCGACAAUUAAAUAGCUUUCAAGCUUAGCCAUGUGGAGUCAAAUUUUCUUUAUUUGGGUGUAAUGUCCAGAGUUUGACACUGCUACAGAGUCUAAUGUUAGUUUACAGUAGUUCAGUGUUACACCAUUAUUAUCCAUUGAAUGAUCUUCAGGGUUAACUAUAUGAUGGUAAAGCCUAGUUUAUGUUGCUUUCUUUCGUUAUGUCUGGUAGUGUAUGGUUACUAUUCUAAUUGGCUCUUACCUAGCUAGUGAUGAGGAAUGGUUUGCAUACUCUUGAAAUCUUCAACUGAGCAAAAUCAAGUUCUCUCUUUUUAUUAUUUCAACAAACCACCUCAUAAAGCAGUUGUCUUGUUAAGCAUUUUAGAACAUUUCCUACUUAUAUCAAAAUGUAUUGUUGGCCAUGGUAUAUGUAUGGAUUUAAAGGGGAAAUAUAAAUGUGGGGGAUUGGCAUCAAGCUGUCACGACUUCUCCCAUACAUCCAGGUAUACCAAACUUACAUCAAUAUUGCCACCUUGCGCCAUUGCUUUCACUGCCCUCUGGUUUUCUGAUCAACUGUAACAUUUGCCUAGUCUCCUUUUUACUGACUAGUAUACCACAUUAGUAUUUCCCAUUGACAGCAAAUGUUUUUGGUGCAAUACAACUUGCGUGACAAAUGUUUUUUCCUUUAAACAUUACAACUCAGUGCUGUUGGGUGAAAUAUGAUAUAAUGGUAUGGGCCAUUAAAGGACCACAAAUCAAGUGUGGUUUUCACUCUUAUGUGUUCAAAUGGAAAUCAUUUUUUUUUUUAUAAGCCAUGUGUUCAUGUUAUUGUAAAGAAGGCCAAGGUAAGGUUAUAUCAAAUAUGUUUUAGAAAGAGCUUUUUGAUUAAUAAUGAAAACGGGGAAGUAUUCUGCUUUGCAUCUUCAAAAGUGUUUGUAAGAUAUUUGGGUUUCAAAUUUCAAAUGAGUACUUUACAAAAAUAGCUGACGUCAAUAAAUCAGAGAUGCAACACAGUCACAUAGGACUACAGCAGAAAUCUGUUCUAGUGAAAUCCAUUUUAUAAUAUUAAUUUGGAAAUUAACUGAACUGUACAUUUUAUGCAACUGUAUAGUCGAAACUCAGUGCAAAAAUAUGUCAAUUGUAUAAUCAUUUUUGCCAGUGUUCUUUAGCUUUAACUGUGUACUUGUACUUAUCAGUUCUUAAUAAAAAUUCUGUUAGAUGUUCAUGAAAAGGGAUGAAACUUUGUAGGUUUCCUUUUUUAAAAAGAAAAAUGACUUAAUUAGUAAAAAAUGGGUCGUAUGUCUACAUUUCAGUCUCUUCUCUAUCUGAUCGCCAUCAUAUGUAUGUGACAAUCUCAUUAGCAGGGUCAACCCAAUGGAAAUUUACUUUAAGAUGCUAAGGUUUUCUGAGAAGCCUUGCUACAAGACAAAUUCCUUUUCUCAAAUCAUGCCUUCACUUCAUCUCCAACGACCAUUUUGACCUUGCAUCUCAUCAGUGAUCACUGUUCCUGCAAUACGGAGUGAUUGGACUACAAUGGAAGGACCAUCAUGCAUGAUCUAGUAAAGCAUAAGGACGCAACCAUUGUAGCCUUUCUUCGUAUUUACCUGUCUUUUACCCGGUGUA
Molecule: messenger RNA, 6661 nt
Organism: Anguilla rostrata (American eel)
Lineage: Eukaryota; Metazoa; Chordata; Actinopteri; Anguilliformes; Anguillidae
Product: histamine H3 receptor
Exons: 3
Coding region: 1-1266 (421 amino acids)
Biological process (GO): chemical synaptic transmission; adenylate cyclase-inhibiting G protein-coupled acetylcholine receptor signaling pathway; G protein-coupled receptor signaling pathway, coupled to cyclic nucleotide second messenger
Cellular component (GO): dendrite; plasma membrane; synapse
Molecular function (GO): G protein-coupled acetylcholine receptor activity; G protein-coupled serotonin receptor activity; histamine receptor activity
Source: RefSeq, a predicted model, not a curated record